AAGCAUCCUGCAUCCCCAACAAGUCACCAGGGUAGCUCAUUCAAGCUGCAGAUCCGUCUGUCAACCUUGUCCAACUGUCUCCUCCUCCAUUCCCUCUGCAGGGAAGUGCAUCAUAUGUCAGCACACUGGAGCAGCAUGAAAGAAUCUGUGUUGAAGCUUCAAAAGUAGUGUUCCUAUAGACUCUGAGCAGAACAGAGCAGACUCCAGCCUGCGUGAACAAGCUUGAAACAGGGAUGGUUUGGGGUUCAGGCCUCUUACACUGAAUUUCUCUACUGCCAACCUUUCUACUCAAGCAAAAUCUUCAAGAAACGAUCUGCUGGGAAGAGAGUGUCUGCCCGUGGCUUUGCACUGUGAUGAAGGCGAAUGGUACAGUUUUCCAAAGAAAUUAGACCAAAACUUUCUUCUUGAGAAGAAACCAACCCACUGUUGGCAGAGGGUAUUUCUCACCUCCCCUGUGAAAGGAAGAAAGACAACACCAGAGCCUGUGGCCCAGCUGCUGAGGGAAGUUUCCAUGUUUCCAUGGUGAAGUCUCAGGGAGGCUUCCUGGGAGCAGAGCACAGUGAAUGCUCAAACCCACGGGGAGAUGAUUCCUCAUGAAGGGCCUGGAUCCCCUACAGAAAUCCAAUGUGACUCUCUGUCUAUCAGACUAAAAUCAGAGCCAGCCAGACAGUGAAACAGCCACCGUGGAGGGGGGACGGCGAAAAAUGAAAUCCAACCAAGAGAGGAGCAAUGAAUGCCUGCCUCCUAAAAAACGUGAGAUCCCCGCCACCAGCCGGCCCUCUGAGGAGAAGGCCACUGCUCUGCCCAGCGACAACCACUGCGUGGAGGGUGUGGCAUGGCUCCCCAGCACCCCUGGCAGCCGCAGCCAUGGGGGUGGGCGGCACGGGCCAGCAGGGACUUCCGGGGAGCUUGGUUUACAAGGAAUGGGUUUACAUAAAGCACUGUCCGCAGGGCUGGACUACUCCCCACCCAGUGCCCCCAGGUCAGUCCCCACAGCUACCACGCUGCCCGCAGUGUACCCUCCUCCUCCGUCAGGGACUCCAGUGUCCCCAGUGCAGUAUGCCCACCUGUCACACACCUUCCAGUUCAUUGGGUCCUCCCAAUACAGUGGGCCCUACGCUGGCUUUAUCCCUUCCCAGCUAAUCUCCCCAUCAGGCAACCCGGUCACCAGUGCGGUGGCCUCGGCUGCAGGGGCCACCACUCCAUCACAGCGCUCCCAGCUGGAGGCCUAUUCCACCCUGCUGGCCAACAUGGGCAGUCUGAGCCAGGCACCGGGACAUAAGAUUGAGCCCCCACCGCAGCAGCACCUCAGCAGGGCUGCGGGGCUAGUCACCCCGGGGUCCCCGCCACCCACCCAGCAGAAUCAGUACAUUCAUAUUUCCAGCUCUCCACAGAGCUCUGGGCGGGCAGCAUCUCCCCCACCCAUUCCGGUCCACCUCCAUCCCCAUCAGACGAUGAUCCCGCACACACUCACCCUGGGGCCCUCGUCCCAGGUGGUCGUGCAAUACAGCGAUGCCGGAGGCCACUUUGUUCCUCGAGAGUCCACCAAAAAAGCAGAAAGCAGCAGGUUGCAGCAGGCUAUGCAAGCCAAGGAGGUCCUGAAUGGGGAGAUGGAGAAGAGUCGGAGGUAUGGGGCACCGUCCUCUGUGGAGCUGAGCCUGGGAAAGGCAAGCGGCAAGUCAGUGCCUCAUCCUUAUGAGUCCCGGCAUGUGGUGGUCCACCCAAGCCCAGCAGACUACAGCAGUCGUGAUACCUCUGGGGUCCGUGGAUCUGUGAUGGUCCUGCCCAACAACAACACACCCUCAGCUGACCUGGAGGCGCAGCAGGCCACACAUCGCGAGGCCUCGCCAUCCACCCUCAAUGACAAGAGCAGCCUGCACUUAGGGAAGCCCGGCCACCGCUCCUAUGCACUGUCCCCACACACGGUCAUUCAGACGACACACAGUGCAUCAGAGCCUCUCCCAGUGGGCCUGCCAGCCACAGCCUUCUAUGCUGGGACUCAGCCUCCUGUCAUCGGCUACCUGAGUGGCCAGCAGCAAGCAAUCACCUACGCCGGCAGUCUGCCCCAGCACCUGGUGAUCCCAGGUACCCAGCCUCUGCUCAUCCCUGUGGGCAGCCCUGACAUGGACACACCUGGGGCAGCCUCGGCCAUAGUCACAUCUUCACCCCAGUUUGCUGCAGUGCCUCACACGUUUGUCACCACCGCCCUGCCCAAGAGCGAGAACUUCAACCCCGAGGCCCUGGUCACCCAGGCCGCCUACCCAGCCAUGGUGCAGGCCCAGAUCCACCUGCCCGUGGUGCAGUCAGUGGCAUCCCCUGCCGCCGCGCCACCCACGCUGCCACCAUAUUUCAUGAAAGGCUCCAUCAUCCAACUGGCCAACGGGGAGCUGAAAAAGGUGGAGGACCUGAAGACGGAGGACUUCAUCCAGAGUGCAGAGAUUAGUAAUGACCUCAAGAUUGACUCCAGCACAGUGGAGAGGAUCGAAGACAGCCACAGCCCCGGUGUGGCCGUGAUACAAUUCGCCGUUGGUGAACAUCGAGCCCAGGUCAGUGUUGAAGUUUUGGUAGAGUAUCCUUUUUUUGUGUUUGGACAGGGCUGGUCGUCCUGCUGUCCCGAAAGAACCAGCCAGCUCUUUGAUCUGCCGUGUUCCAAACUCUCCGUUGGGGACGUUUGCAUCUCGCUCACCCUCAAGAACCUGAAGAAUGGCUCUGUUAAAAAGGGCCAGCCCGUGGACCCUGCCAGUGUCCUGCUGAAGCACGCAAAGACCGACAGCCUGGCUGGCAGCAGACACAGAUACGCCGAGCAAGAAAACGGAAUCAACCAGGGAGGCACCCAGGUGCUCUCUGAGAAUGGUGAACUGAAGUUUCCAGAAAAAGUAGGAUUGCCUGCAGCACCCUUCCUCACCAAAAUAGAGCCGAGCAAGCCCACAGCCACGCGGAAGAGGAGGUGGUCGGCGCCGGAGACCCGCAAACUGGAGAAGUCGGAGGACGAGCCACCGUUGACUCUUCCCAAGCCUUCGCUCAUUCCUCAGGAGGUUAAGAUCUGCAUUGAAGGCCGAUCUAAUGUGGGCAAGUAGCUACCGUGCUGGCAGCGGAGGCCUGGGCCUCCUUUGCUGUCUGUAUCCCUAUUACUGUACUGUAGGCUAAAUAACACAGUAUUUACAUGUUAUCUUCUUACUUUAGGUUUGCGUUCUAACCUUGUCAUUAGAGUCACACAGGUGUGUUGCAGGAGACUGGUGCAUUUGCAUUGUCUGCAAGCGUCUGUGGAGGAGCUGGCGGGUAGAGGGGUGGUCGGAACUGUGCCCACGGAGCUCCUGGGCACCCUAGAUGACCCUGAAUGUGGCAUCAUCAGCACCUGCCUUCUCCAGCAGCACAGAGCCAAGGGGCAUCAGUUCUUACUGGUUUUAAGAGCAAUUCAGUGGGAAGUGACCUGUAAGGGUGUCUGGGUGUGUCCCUGUGAAAGGGUGCGUGGGUGCCAUGGUGGUGAGUGACAGUCUCUUUUUUCUCUGCUUCCCUCUUCCCUUGCUUGCUCCCUCUCAGCGUGGGUCUGGAGGACCUGGGUUUCCUACAUGCAAAGUCAUCCUCAGGAACCCAGCUUUAGGGCAUCAUAGGGAGGCAUCACAAGGCAGAUGGGAAACUAGUUGCAAAGAAUGUGGUUCUCUCCAACAUAUUUUACAAUAAAAAGCAUAUAUAUAUAUAUAUAU
Cricetulus griseus (Chinese hamster) is the source of this 3704-nucleotide messenger RNA. Lineage: Eukaryota; Metazoa; Chordata; Mammalia; Rodentia; Cricetidae. The record is from RefSeq and is a predicted model, not a curated record.